AACUACAAAGUAUAGUGCUAUAAAGAGAACCAACGGACCUCAUCUGUCAAUCAAUCCCAAAAAUCUUCAUUCCACCACAGCCAUUGCCAUGCUCGAUCUCAAUCUUCACCAUACUGCAGUACUGCUGUCUCCAAGCUGAUUUCGAUAUUCGGAGUGUCGGUCUUAGCACGAUGGAGCUGUCGUUAGUCUCGGUGGCGCCGAAACCGCUCUCGGCGCCGUGGUUUUGGAGUCGUCUGGGUGGUUUAAGUGGUCAACUUGUUGUGCCGGUGAAGACGAGAACGAAGAAGAGCUACGGGUUGGUGAGGGCGGAGAGGAGUGGUGGAGGUGGAGAAGUGGUGGAGAGUGGGGAGAGAGAUAGUGGUGGAGGAGGGUACAGGGCUUCAGCUAUGGAGGUCACCACAUUCAAUCAGAGCUUCAAUGAUACUGCUGAUUUUCCUGUAUGGGAAAAGAUUGGAGCUAUUGUCAGACUCGGUUAUGGAAUUGGAAUAUAUGGUGCAAUGGCUCUAGCGGGAAGAUUCAUAUGCUCCAUUUCCGGAAUUGAUUGCAGUGGAGGAUUUGAUUUAUCAUUGGAUGCCAUCGUUGAAGGAUUGGGAUAUGCAGCACCGCCAAUUAUGGCCCUUCUCUUUAUACUAGAUGAUGAAGUUGUGAAGCUAUCUCCUCAUGCACGUGCUAUUAGGGAUGUCGAGGAUGAAGAGCUGCGGAGCUUUUUUUAUGGAAUGUCACCAUGGCAGUUUAUUCUCAUGGUUGCAGCAAGCUCUGUCGGGGAGGAGCUAUUUUACCGUGCUGCUGUUCAGGGAGCAUUGGCAGAAAUAUUUUUAAGGAGUGGCGAUUUGGUUUCUGAUGCUCGAGGAAUGGCAUCACUGGCUGGGGUGCUGCCUCCAUUUGUCCCAUUUGCACAAGCUUUUGCUGCUGUUGUCACAGCUGCUCUUACUGGUUCACUUUAUUACAUGGCUGCCUCUCCUAAAGACCCUACUUAUGUAGUUGCACCAGUACUAAGGUCGCGCUCGGGUCGUGAAGAUCUAAAAAAGCUCUUCGCAGCCUGGUACGAAAGGAGGCAAAUGAAAAAGAUAUACUCCCCUCUCCUAGAAGCACUUUUGGCACUUUAUCUUGGAUUCGAAUGGAUUCAGACGAACAACAUUCUUGCACCUAUUAUAACACAUGGCAUAUACUCUGCUGUGAUUCUGGGGCAUGGUCUUUGGAAGAUACAUGACCAUCAAAGGAGACUGAGGCAGCGAGUUCAGAAGCUUAAAGUAGAAGGGAAAGUUUCAAGGAGAUCGUAAGAUCAGCUGUUCGAUCAGGGGUUAGUUAUGGAUUUGCAUGAAUCAGAUGAUGACUUAUAGUGUGUUAAACAGAUACACUAGCUAGUAGAGGUAUACCAAGUGUACACAAAUUGUAUCUAUUGUAACUACGAAAAAUAAAGUAUGCGGAUAGUUUCUUGCUUAUUUGUACAUGAGAAAUGAGAAAAACUACUUGAAUUCACUCUGGGAUUUCAUUA
Molecule: messenger RNA, 1495 nt
Organism: Sesamum indicum (sesame)
Lineage: Eukaryota; Viridiplantae; Streptophyta; Magnoliopsida; Lamiales; Pedaliaceae
Biological process (GO): CAAX-box protein processing
Cellular component (GO): membrane
Molecular function (GO): metalloendopeptidase activity
Source: RefSeq, a predicted model, not a curated record